AUGAAAACUAAUCAAGAAAUAGUAAAAGAAGACAUAUCAAUUUUUAGUGACGCGUCUCCAAAAAGAUCUGAUUCUAUUUAUAACCAAAUUAACGCGCCACAUUAUCGAGACUUUCUCAAUGAUAUAACUUUUGGAGAAGGAGAUUCUUGGUUCGAUAAACAAAAUACUACGACCAUAUUUUCGUUUCUUGAAAAGAAAGUCGACGAUUUUACUGUGGUGGCUAAUGAUUCUAUAAUCAGUAAAAAUGUGAAAAUUCAAGUGAAGCAAGAAACGAAUUCUAAGGAACUCAAAAUUCCAAAGAAUUUUGAACCGCCAAAGCGCGUAAAAAACUAUCCUUCAUUUAGAUCUCCAGGGAUACAAAAACGACAGCCUGUGAAGAAGUUUGUCCCAGAAUUAACAGUGCCAAGGCCGUUCAAAUUUCACGCGAUUAACCGCAUUAACAAGACGGAAAAUCAACUUUCAGCGUCACCAUAUAUUCCACUGGCUGCACGAGUUAAGCAGUUCAUAGAAAAGACACCUGAUAGGUUUAAAUCAAAGCUCGUAUCGAUUAAGCCUGCUACAGUUCAAGUGAAACCUCCGACGAAGCCCAAAUCUCCAUUAUUGCGUACAAAGUUGAGAGCCAAACCACGCAAGGUAUUUAACGAAAAUGAAAGAAAAAAACAGGAAACUAAUAAAAUUCGCGCAAAGUCGGUAAAUUCAAAGAGUUUUGAACUUGUACCUGUCAGUUUUGUUUUCCAAACAGAUACACGCAUGAAGGAACGGAAAGCCUUUGACCAGCAAAGAAAACUGCGGGAUCAAAUGAAGAAUUCACUUAGGGAAAAGAAACGUGAAGAUGCACGACACAC
This is a messenger RNA of Cetraspora pellucida, 845 nucleotides long. NCBI's taxonomy places the organism in Eukaryota, Fungi, Glomeromycota, Glomeromycetes, Diversisporales, Gigasporaceae. The record is from the annotation of a GenBank genome assembly.